AGCAGGUGGGAGGGGCCUGUGGGUGCCGGCUCCAGGAAGCCCCCCUGGCCCCCAGCUCUGAACUCGCACCCAGCAGCUGAGCAGUGGGCAGAGAAAGGCUGCCUGGCCCUGUCCACCGUGUCCAGCUCACAGACGGGGAAGCGGAGCCUGCCUCGCCCUGCACCCUGGGUGACACCUUAGAGGGGGGAGGGGGACGGGAACAUGUCCCCUGUACGACGCAGCCCCAGCAGAGGACAGUGCCAACCGUGUCCCUGGACCAGAGGCCCCGACCCGUGGGGCUCAAAGGCCAAGGAGUCUCCGCACACAGGGGUGGCCCUGGGCCUCCCCUGCUCCCCUGACCUGGGCCUCGGCCUCCCCGUCUGCGAGGUGCGCUGCUGUGGCCCUGUGGUGCUCAGGCCGUGUGCCCAGUCACGGGAGGCCCACGCCCGUCCCUCCAUGGGUCCCCUCCGUGGCUGGCAGAGACCGUGGCAGAGCCACGCGACAGACUCACUCAGCACCAAGAGGAAAUGCGCCAUCGGGCCGUGGGCAGCCACGGGACCCUCGAAUCUUGACCAAGUGAAGCCAGGAGCUGCGAGGGCCACUGCUUCCCGAGGCCACCCGACGUCACCCUGCUGGGAAGGAAGAGUCCAGAGUGAAGAGAGGGGUGGCUGCUGGGGACAGGGACAAACGGGCACACGGAGGACACCGAGGGCCGUGAAGGCCCCUCUGUGACACUGAGAUGGCAGAGGCAUGCCACCACGCCCUGGGACAGCCCACGGAACACACAAGGCACGUGACUCGCAAGGCGACGUUGGGUCCCAUCAUCGAGGACGAGGACCUGACAAACGUCCCACGUCAACGCGGGUGUCAGCGGCUGGGGAGGGAGGGGACGGAGCUCUCCGCUGUCCGCAAGUUUUCUUCAUUCAGGAAGUUUUCAGUCGACACGGGAUACUUACGGGGUGACCCCUUGAGGGUCCAGUGUGUGCCAACAGUCACGGCCACCUUGGGGCAGAGCCGUCCUGCUCUCGUUUCCACAGACCUCUCGCUGGCCUCAAGGAGGGAAGGCUGUAGCUGGCCGGGGUGGCCGUGACCACUGCUCCUCGGAGGCUGAGGCAGGAGGACCCCAAGUUUGAGGCCAGCCUGGGCCACUCGGCGAGAACCCACCUUCAAAUGGGGGUGUGGCUCUGUGGCAGUGCCCCCCGGCCUCAUCCCCAGUGCCAACUAGGCCUGGGGACACCCCUCCCCUGGACCCAGGAAGGCCCCCCACCUGCCCAGGGGAGUCCAGGGGCAGCUGGGCUGAGGGCUCUGGGCUGCACCCGUCUCCCCGACUCCCGGGGAGUGUGCGGCCCUGAGUGGGCGCCGAGACGUCCCUGCGGAGUUAGGACGUCCUGGUGGGAGACAAUCAGGAGAGAGACGUCCCCUGUGCUUCGGGGGAGUCAGCGAGAGAGACGCGGCCGGAAAACUGCCAGAAGAACCGAGGCCCGUGGGGACGUGACAGCCUCGUUCUCACCACUGGAACGUGAACUUGAACCUCCUUGGUCACAGGUGCUCCUAGGGUCUGGGCCUGGGGACAGAGGCCUUCCCCACCAGGCCAGCUGGGCCUUCCACCCUCGCUGGGCAGAACCUCGGGGCUCUAGCAGGAUCACGUGGCUUCUCCAACCCCCAGGACAGGGCUUGGAGGAAGGGACUGUCCCCUCCAUUUUGGAAGGGGAAACCCGAUACCGGCUUCUCCCCCAGGGAACCGACCACUUCCUUCCAAGUGACCCCCGGGAGCCUCCGCCAUCUGUUCCAACUCCCCAGGGGCCACUCUGCUCAGCAGAGCCUCGUCCAGUGGCCUCCCUUCCUUCCGCCCCAUCCCAGAGAGCACUUGGCGGGCGAGAGGGAGCCGGCCCCACCCGUGAGUCUGCGGAAAACCGAGACGGCCGCGGCCGGGAGGGGAGGCCGGGAUGGGGGAGGACGCCAGGUGGGAACCAGGCCAUUCAGCUGCAGGGAGACCUGUGGGGGGCCGAGGAAGAGGGGUCAGAGGGAGCAGGGGAGGUGCUGGCCAGGCACCAAGAGGGACAAGUCACUCCAGGGUUGUCAGUGCUUGUCCCCUCAGAGGGCAGAAGAUCCUGUCCUCCCGCUCCUCUUCCUCAGGCAGAGCCACCUGGAAGGAGGUCCCAGACUUGGGGCUGGGGGACAGCCCAGGACCCCAGGCUCCCUGCCGUUGGGCCCCCUCCCCUGACCGCCCAGGACCCCAGGCUCCCUGCCGUUGGGCCCCCUCCCCUGACCGCCCAGGACCCCAGGCUCCCUGCCGUUGGGCCCCCUCCCCUGACCGCCCAGGACCCCAGGCUCCCUGCCGUUGGGCCUCCUCCCCUGACCGUGAACCAGGCACCUGCUCCUGCAGCUAAAACCCUCCCCACUUCCAAGUCAGCGAAGGGAGGCCUGGGGGCUCCCCAUUUUACCCGGAGUUCACCCCGCCACUUAGCAGCGGCAGCGGGAUGUGAACAUGCACGUGCACCACGCCGAAUGCCCACGAGCUUGAGACCCCUGGGAGACAGGGACAGAGACCGCGUCACCUGCGCACCCCCUGCACCUAGCAGAGCUGGGCGUGCAGCAGACCCACUGUGUGUGCGGAGGACCCAUGGGCAACCUGGGGGGGCUGUGUCCACUCCCCCACCCAAUCCCCUUGUCCUUCAGGACACGCGGCUAAGCUACCCUCCCCAGGCCCCUGCACGAGGCAGAGCCCUCGGAUGAGUCUGCUCAGGAGAAUACGGGCCAAGUGACAUGUGCAGGGGACAGGCCUGGUCCACAGACAUGUCUGCAAAAUUCUCCACCCUCUGUCCACACAGCUGCCUGGAUCCUGAGCACCGUGGGGGUGGGGGGGAGCAGAGCCUGGAUCCCCGGGAGCCCAGGGUGGGGGGGACA
Marmota monax (woodchuck) is the source of this 2886-nucleotide messenger RNA. Its product is annotated as collagen alpha-1(II) chain-like. The coding region runs from base 1150 to 2715 and encodes 521 amino acids. The transcript has 2 exons. The record is from RefSeq and is a predicted model, not a curated record. Lineage: Eukaryota; Metazoa; Chordata; Mammalia; Rodentia; Sciuridae.